This is a messenger RNA of Pochonia chlamydosporia 170, 333 nucleotides long. Its product is annotated as copper resistance protein Crd2. The transcript has 3 exons. Bases 1 to 333 code for a protein of 110 amino acids. The record is from RefSeq and is a predicted model, not a curated record. NCBI's taxonomy places the organism in Eukaryota, Fungi, Ascomycota, Sordariomycetes, Hypocreales, Clavicipitaceae.
AUGACCGUCACCAAAGCCUCCACCUGCUGCGCCAAGGACGGUGCUGAAUGUGCCUGUGCCCAGAAGGCUACCUGCUCUUGUGGCAAGCAGUCCGCCCUCCACUGCACCUGCGACAAAGCUUCAUCCGAGAAUCAAGUUGUUGGACCUCGAUGCUCUUGCCGAGCCCGACCUGCCGGUGACUGCACAUGCGACCGUGCCACUACCGAGAACGCUACGAUCUCUGGCUCGACGUGUGCUUGCGGUUCAAGACCUGCCAAUGGAUGUACUUGCGAAAAAGCCAAUGAUGGCGGUUUCAACCCAGCGUUGGAAAUUGACUUUACUACUCGAAAGUAA